AUGGAGGACUCGGACUCGGCCGCCAAGCAGCUGGGCCUGGCCGAGGCGGCGGCGGAGCCGGUGCUCAGCAGGGACGAGGACUCGGAGGAGGACGGUGACUCGGAGGCGGAGCGCGAGACGCGGCGGGUGACGGCCGUGGCGGUGAUGGCCGCCGAGCCCGGGCACAUGGACAUGGGCGCCGAGGCCCUGCCGGGCCCCGACGAGGCCGCCGCGGCCGCCGCCUUCGCAGAGGUGACCACCGUGACAGUGGCCAACGUGGGCGCCUCGGCGGACAAUGUCUUCACCACGUCGGUGGCGAACGCCGCCUCACUCUCGGGCCAUGUGCUGUCGGGCAGGACAGCCCUUCAGAUCGGGGACAGUCUGAAUACCGAGAAGGCCACGCUGAUCGUCGUGCACACGGACGGGAGCAUCGUGGAGACCACCGGGCUGAAGGCACCCACUGCCCCUCUCACCCCCGGCCCUCAGUCUCCUCCGACUCCUCUGGCUCCCGGCCAAGAGAAAGGUGGAACUAAGUACAACUGGGACCCAUCGGUGUACGACAGUGAGCUGCCUGUGCGCUGUCGAAACAUCAGUGGCACAUUGUAUAAGAGCAGGCUCGGCUCAGGAGGCCGGGGGCGCUGCAUUAAGCAGGGGGAGAGCUGGUACAGUCCUACCGAGUUUGAAGCCAUGGCAGGAAGGGCCAGCAGCAAAGACUGGAAGAGAAGCAUCCGCUAUGCGGGGCGGCCGCUGCAGUGCCUCAUCCAGGAUGGGAUCCUAAACCCUCAUGCCGCUUCCUGCACCUGUGCCGCCUGCUGUGAUGACAUGACCCUGAGCGGGCCCGUCAGGCUCUUCGUCCCCUACAAGAGGCGCAAGAAGGAGAGCGAGCUGCCCGCCACGCCGGUCAAGAAGGACACCCCCAAGAACAUCACCCUGCUCCCCGCCGCCGCCGCCGCCACCUUCACCGUGACCCCCUCAGGACAGAUCACUACCUCUGGCGCGCUGACCUUCGACCGGGCGUCCACCGUGGAGGCCACCGCAGUCAUCUCGGAGAGUCCGGCCCAGGGCGACGUCUUCGCGGGAGCCACAGUACAAGAAGCAAACGUGCAGCCCCCGUGCAGGGUCGGCCACCCGGAGCCCCACUACCCAGGGUAUCAGGACAGCUGUCAGAUCGCACCGUUUCCGGAGGCCGCGUUGCCAACAUCUCAUCCCAAAAUAGUGUUGACAUCCUUGCCCGCCCUGGCGGUGCCUCCCUCCACCCCCACCAAAGCCGUGUCUCCCGCUGUGGUCAGUGGGCUGGAGAUGUCGGAACAGCGGAGCUGGCUGUACCUGGAGGAGAUGGUCAAUUCCUUGCUCAGCACCGCGCAGCAGCUGAAGACGUUGUUUGAACAGGCCAAGCAGGCCAGCUCCUACAGAGAAGCCGCCGCGGCCCAGGCCAGAGUCCAGGCGGAUGCAGAGCGGAAAGAGCAGUCCUGUGUCAACUGCGGCCGGGAGGCCCUGAGCGAGUGCACCGGCUGCCACAAGGUCAACUACUGCUCCACCUUCUGCCAGCGCAAGGACUGGAAGGACCACCAGCACAUGUGUGGUCAGUCGGGAGCUGUCACCGUGCAGGGGGACGACAUCCAUGUCGCCGAGGGUGUGAUCGAGAAGGUCACCGUGUGAGG
Molecule: messenger RNA, 1640 nt
Organism: Lipotes vexillifer (Yangtze River dolphin)
Lineage: Eukaryota; Metazoa; Chordata; Mammalia; Artiodactyla; Lipotidae
Gene: DEAF1
Product: DEAF1 transcription factor
Exons: 13
Coding region: 1-1638 (545 amino acids)
Biological process (GO): regulation of transcription by RNA polymerase II
Cellular component (GO): nucleus
Molecular function (GO): DNA-binding transcription factor activity, RNA polymerase II-specific; DNA binding
Source: RefSeq, a predicted model, not a curated record